GCAGCAGCUUUGUGAAGCACAUGUGCGGAAAUAGUGGAUGAAAAAGCGGUUUGAUCCUCUGCGACAUGUCAGAUUGACAUCUGCACCUGUAAGAAGGAGCGAAAGAAAUACACUGUUUAUCCCCGUCUCCUCCGCAAGGACACCGGAUAACCGGAUAACCGGGACGUAUCUCUAGAAAAAGAUGGAUCUUCACGAUAAGGAAAACCUGCCUGCAGAGAUUUUGCCCGUGGUGAUCGUCGGUAACGGCCCGUCGGGGAUCAUCCUGUCGUACCUGCUGUCCGGCUACACCCCCUACCUGUCGGCCGAGGCGUGGCACCCCAACCCGCUGCUGCACAGCAAGCUGGGAGAGCAGCCGCACCUGUCGCUCCUGGAGCAGGACCUGGAGUACCUGUGCGAGGGGCUGGAGGGCCGAUCGUCCAACCCCGUGGCCGUGCUGUUCGACUCGCUGCUGCUGCCGGACAGUGACUUCGGGCUGGACCACACGUCGCCGCUGGAGUGGCGGUUCGAGCCGGAGCGGGCCGUCCCUCACCUGGUGCUGGGGAAGGGCCCGCCCGGGGGAGCCUGGCACGCCAUGGAGGGCUCCAUGCUGACGCUGAGUCUGGCCGACUGGAUGGAGCUUCCCGGGCUUAAGCUGAAGGACUGGAUGAGAGACAAGCGCAGGAACGUGAGGAACGAUCGCGCCACGCCUGCGGAGAUAGCGUCCUACUACCAGCACUACGUGUCCCAGAUGUCCCUGGAGCAGAACUUCGCCUGCUGGACCACGGUUACCUCGGUAACCAGGCAGCCCGGUAGCAAGGAGGGGUCGCCGCCCUGCUGGAGGGUGACGGGACUGCAGCGGCGGGAGGGCGAGGUGCUGGGAGACGGUUCUGCGGUUCCGGAGGAGGAGCCGUUCUCUGUUCUGGCCCGGAAUGUGGUGCUGGCGACGGGAACGCACGACAUCCCGGCCCGGCUGGGCGUGGACGGCGAGUCGCUGCCCUUCGUCUGCCACUCCUUCUGGGAGCUGGAGGCGGCCAUCUCCCGCGGCGAGCUGGACCCGCUGUCGGAGCCGGUGCUGGUGGUGGGGGCGGGGCUGACGGCGGCCGACGCCGUGCUGGCCGCCCACCACCUCAACACGCCCGUGUACCACGCCUUCCGCCGCUCCGUCACCGACCCGGGCCUCAUCUUCAACCAGCUGCCCAAGCUGCUCUACCCGGAGUACCACAAGGUCCACCAGAUGAUGAUCCAGCAGCAGCACCAGCCCGGCUCCGGCCCCUCCUCGGCUCCGCCCCCUCCGUCCUCCUCCAGCUCCCCCCCGUCCAACCCGUCCUCCUACCCCGGCUACCUCAGCUUCCCGCGCCACCGCGUCGUGGCGUUCCAGCCCAACCGGAAGUGCGUGCUGGAGUCGGACUCCGGCGAGCGCACGGCGGUCCAGGUCUCCAAGGCGCUGGUUCUGAUCGGUGCCCACCCCAACCUCUCCUUCCUGGAGGACAACGGCCGCUCGCUGGGCAUCAGCCCGGACGAGCCCAUCACCUGCCGCAGGAACCCCAUCGACGUCGACCCGUUCACGGGGAGGGUGGAGGCGGCGGGCGGGCCGGAUGGGCCCGACGGGCCGGGCCUGUACGCCAUGGGCCCGCUGGUGGGCGAGAACUUCGUCCGCUUCCUGAAGGGAGGAGCGCUCGCCAUCGCCAGCGACCUUUCGAAGAGACGGAGGGACGGCUGGCUGGACAGACGCUGGACGGAGAUCCUGGACUCGUAGCGGGUCUGGACCGAAUCCACGAGACCUAAGAGAAGCCGCGUCCCCAGAACUCUCCGAGUCGGACGCGGUGCUGAUGCGAUCAAUCAUGUGACCUGACAUGUGACCUCAGGACUGGACCGGUCCGACCCGCGCAGGUCCAGGUCCUCGUCUCAAGAGAAGCAGAGAAAUGUGAUUAAUCAGAUUUUAGUACAAUUCUGCAUAAAAACACAGCGAUUUAUUUUGACGGAUCUUCUUAACUUCCAUGACACACGAAGAGUCCCGGCGCCGUUUCCUGCUCGCUGGAGGCGGAGCUUGAUCUGGCGUCAGACGACGGACAGACGGGCGGGCCGAGCGGCCGCUGCAGGCGGGGCUGAGCUCCCCCGGCGGGCCGCAGUCAGGACGCUACUUCCUGUUCAGAGUUUAAUCAGCCAGCAUCUCGCGUGACAGGGCCGGCGGGCGUCGACACGGCAACGCCAGCCUGUUUAGCAGGGAGGAUGAUAAACUUGUUACAGUCCAGUUACAUGUACAUUUUCUUCAACACUAAACUGUCGUGAAUCACUCACUUCUUUCUUUCUUUUUGUCACAUUUUGUGAAUCUGGAGGGUUUUUUAUUAUGUAACUACUCACUUUGCAUAUUUGUACAUCUUUGUUGACCUUUUAAAGUAUUUUAUACAUAUUGAAUAAAGAAAGAUGAAAACAG
This is a messenger RNA of Cololabis saira (Pacific saury), 2413 nucleotides long. RefSeq names its product oxidative stress-induced growth inhibitor 1-like. Bases 182 to 1735 code for a protein of 517 amino acids. The record is from RefSeq and is a predicted model, not a curated record. The transcript has 8 exons. NCBI's taxonomy places the organism in Eukaryota, Metazoa, Chordata, Actinopteri, Beloniformes, Belonidae.